Sinocyclocheilus grahami is the source of this 1242-nucleotide messenger RNA. RefSeq lists its product as uncharacterized. Gene Ontology annotation, molecular function: DNA-binding transcription factor activity. The transcript has 3 exons. The coding region runs from base 280 to 1242 and encodes 320 amino acids. Gene Ontology annotation, biological process: positive regulation of DNA-templated transcription. The record is from RefSeq and is a predicted model, not a curated record. Gene Ontology annotation, cellular component: nucleus. NCBI's taxonomy places the organism in Eukaryota, Metazoa, Chordata, Actinopteri, Cypriniformes, Cyprinidae.
GGUUCAUCAUCUGUGCGCACGAGACCCCAUAAAACAACCUUCACGGUCUCUGCAGUUGGGUUCUUCACUCAACAGGACAAAGCCAUGAAAGCCUGAAAAUGGAUGAAAAAGGCGAGAUGCAUUUUGACAAACCCUGCAACUUCUGCCAUACUGAAACCAGCAUGAUUCCACAUAAGCUGAAGACUUCAGAGAGGAGUUAUUAGCUACAUAAACUGUGAGGAUGAAGUGAUUAUUGAUGAUGACGUUAUGAAAUAACCCCACAAACAGCGCAAGUUGAGAAUGGCGUAUCACCACUUUAUACCGGCCAGUCCUACUGACCUCACUAUUAGUUCGAUGCUUGGACAGCAGUCCCAGUUUUUUCCUGUUGGAUACGGGAAACAGCUUGCGAACGUGCUCCAUAACUCGGUUCGUCUGGCGCGCAAAGACGCCGCGUCUCCAGCGCACCUCUCUGUGGAGACCAGAGACCCUGGACUUGCACCUGAGGAUGACCCCGUGGUUCACCUGGAAGGCAAGGAACUGUGGGGGCAGUUUCACAGAAGCGGCACGGAGAUGGUAAUAACAAAGUCUGGAAGGAAACAGGUGAUGCAUCAGAGGUGUGAUGUGGCACCGAAAAAAGCCAAUGUGUUCACAGACGACUCGUCUUUUGUCCUAAGUUCAUCAAAUCCCUUAAUUCAAGAAACGAAUGUCGUUACAUCAACUUCAACAGAUACGAAUGAGAGUGACAUUGAUGGAUAUGGAGAUGAGAAGGAAAGCAAUGAAGAUGGAAAGCAUUCGAUUUCUCAAGAUGAGCAAAAUUCCACAGAAAUCUCAACAACGGUGCAGGAGUCCAAGGGCAUUACAAAAGAGGAGAUACAAGGAGAAAGGAAAAUGAGGGUCAACUGCAAAGAAAAGCAUAGUAAAGAGGGUACUGAACAUUUAACCUUGGAUAGAAAACAUGCUGAACAACACAAGUUUGCAGAUGAUGUGACUGACGUUUCUCAGAAGGCUUCGCUCACUCGGCACUAUUGCAUCCCCACUCCUGGCCUAAUUAAUUCUCUGUGUGUGCCGCCACAUGUCUUGUCAAAUUUAUGCCAGUUUAAUUAUGUUGGAACACUUCCGUUUUUGGCAUCUGAAACAACUGGUCCUUGGUUAUCUAGAAGGUCAAAUGAAGGGGAGGGUCAAGAUUACACCACUUCAGUUCCAUCCUCACAACAAAGAUUUAUUGGCAUGCAGCAGCACAGAACAACCUCUCAGGUAGGUUGA